Messenger RNA from Cooperia oncophora, 576 nucleotides. NCBI's taxonomy places the organism in Eukaryota, Metazoa, Nematoda, Chromadorea, Rhabditida, Trichostrongylidae. The record is from the annotation of a GenBank genome assembly.
AUGGUUAUUGCUGUUCUUUCACCGGGAACGAUUCUUGAAAAAGUUAAGUUUCCCGUCCAUCGUUACUGGAUUAGUAGCAGACCUGUGUGUGCCUCUCAUUGGGAUCAAUAUAAUCGUAAUUGCGUUCAAGCUGAUAUUGGGAUAAAUUUGAACGACUCUACUUACAUCUGUCACGUUUCGCAUACUCUGUUGUUGUGUUCAUUUAUAUUAUACAACCCCACACAAGCCAUGGUUAAACUAGAUAGAAAUGCUGUUCUGGAAUACGCCACUUUUAAAGUUCCUUACGAAGAGCUCAAUAUGGAGUUUCGGCGUGGACAUAAGAAUAUGGAGCGGGCAGGUGUAGGGCUGAAGCGGUCGUUAUCAUCGUUGCGAAAUAUUUUGUCUGAAAAGGAUGGAUGUAUUUCAGUAACAGCGGCCCGUGAAUAUUUUCGUGAUUUCAAAUCGAAGCUUGAGCUACUCGACUCUGCUAAGAAGGAUGCUGUUAAAAAACAGAGACAGUUCAUCAAAAACAUGCAGUUUAGGAUUCAAUUCUUGAGAAACGAGGUAAGUGCAGUCUCUGUUCUCAGGUCAGCUUAG